AUGAGAGUGCUACUAGUGAUUUUUCCUUUAUUGAUUUACCUGUCGACUUGCCAUGGAUAUCGUAUACUUGGAUUAUUUCCUUUUCAAGGCAAGAGUCAUUUUGUCAUGUUCGAGCACCUGAUGAAGGGUCUGGCCAAGAAAGGUCAUCAAAUCGACGUAGUCAGCAAAUUUCCUCUGAAGAAACCAUAUCCGAAUUACACCGAUAUUGUGACACUGCCAACAACUUUGCGUUUGGUAAACAAUAUGUCGUUUGAACUAAUGCAACAACUGCUUAGUUCAAAUCCAACAUACGCUGUUGCGACAGUGGGAGGAAACGAACUUUGCGAAUUCUUAGGAAAUCCAGAAAUUAAAGAGCUAGCGAAACCAAAGAAUCCACCUUAUGAUGCUGUGUUGAUCGAGGUUUUUGGUGCGCAAUGUUUCGGUGUGAUUGCUCACAUGUUAAAAGUUCCUUUGAUUGGGAUCAGCACUACGGCAUUGUAUCCGUGGCUAUUUGAUAUGAUCGCUCAACCUGAGAGCCUGGCCAUCACGCCAAGCAACCUUUUAAGUUUGACCGAAUCCAUGAAUUUCUGGCAACGUCUGCAAAACAUCGUAUUUACAACCUACGACAAAUGGUAUUUCAACUAUCUUACGACACGGGAGCAGGACAGAAUGAUAAGGGAACACUUCGGACCGGACAUGCCGAGCGUACGGGAAUUGGAAAAGAAGGUGUCGCUGGUCCUCAUCAACUCUCACAUCACGCUAAAUGGGAUACAGCCGAAGACAGCUGCUGCGGUGGACGUGGGGGGAAUCCACGUCCAGGACGAGGACGAAACAUUGCAGCCUGAAUUAGAGAAAUGGAUGAACGAUAGUAAAGAUGGUUUCAUCUAUUUCACUUUUGGUUCGAUGAUGAUGAUUGAAACGUUUCCACGCAAAUUUCUAACAGUGCUUUACGCCUCCUUAGGCAAAAUAGCACCCGUGCGGGUUAUAAUGAAAAUACCAAAGCCGGAAAAACUGCCAGCCGCUUUGCCCGAAAACAUUUACAUUUCUCCUUGGAUGCCACAAAUUAAAGUAUUGAAACAUCCUAACAUAAAAGCCUUUAUUACUCACGGCGGACUCAUGGGCACCCAGGAAUCGAUAGCAUGCGGUGUCCCCAUGAUCGGUAUACCACUUUUCGCCGAUCAGUUUACAAACAUCGAUAGGUAUGUCGCUAGAAACAUUGCCCUGCGACUGGACAUCGAUACGAUUACCGAAGAGAGCUUUGACGCAGCUUUAAACGCGAUCUUACGGGAUCCUCUAUAUAGAGAAACUGCGCGGAAAUUAUCCCAACGAUUCCUCGAUCGGCCAUUAAACGCUAUAGACACUGCUAAUUAUUGGAUUGAAUACAUCAUUAGAUACGGCGAGGAUUCUCUGCGAUCGCCUGCGAUGGAUUUAACUUGGUGGCAAAUAUCCCUUAUCGAUGUUAUCGGAUUUCUUUUGUUUUGUACAGCAAUCGUUGUCGCCAUAGUAGUAUUCACUGUGCGUUUCGUGAAGGAAAUGUUAAACGAAAAUCAUAAAAGUUUGUCGUAUUCAAAAAAGAUAAACUGAUUAUAUAUUAAUUAGAGAUAAAUAUAGUGUUUAUGUUAGUUGUAUUUAUUUUCGACGAUAUUUAUUGAAAGAGGCAUAUAAGAAAUAUUUUCUUAAGCAACGCGUAUACAGGCAAUAUUGUGUAACACAUUGUGUACGAUUUCGUGCUUUCCGAUUAUGACACAA
Molecule: messenger RNA, 1728 nt
Organism: Cyphomyrmex costatus
Lineage: Eukaryota; Metazoa; Arthropoda; Insecta; Hymenoptera; Formicidae
Product: UDP-glucuronosyltransferase 2B31
Exons: 5
Coding region: 1-1563 (520 amino acids)
Biological process (GO): proteolysis
Molecular function (GO): metallocarboxypeptidase activity; UDP-glycosyltransferase activity; zinc ion binding
Source: RefSeq, a predicted model, not a curated record